CAUAGCCACUUCUCCAGUAACCUCUCCGCAACUUACCCCUUCUCUUGCAACGUUGGAAUUUCGACCGCGUUGGAACUCAAAUCCUCAACAUGUCUGGCUAUAUGCCCUCUUUCUCUCAACCGCCUUCAAGGCCGGGAUCUCUGGCUGCAUCCAGGGCAAACUCCUAUGCCGGAUCGAGGUUUGGCCAGUCUCGUCCUGGAUCUCCAUCACCCGGAAGCCCGUACGCGUCGCACCCCGGAUCACCAGGCCCUGGUAGUCCUCUUCCAUCAAGACCUGGCACUUCCAAAGGUCCUUCGCGGGCAGCAACUCUCAAUGGGAAAUCUAGGCCCAGCAGUCCUCCCCCCGAGGUGGAGACUGAACAAACCACUCCCGAUGUUUUGUCAGUGUUGGAACACGCGAACGAGAUGAUUCGAGAUGAAAAGGGAAAUCCCAAGGUCGGACGUAUCGUGGGAGGAAAAUAUGUCGAUCCGUCGAACGAGCAGAUCGAUCCUGAGUGCGGGGCGAUAAAGACUGUCGAUAUUGAUAUGCCGCUCACGUUGACCGAGCUCGUCAACCACAACGACAAAGAGUAUAUCGUCCUCGAAUAUGCUACCGGCGACAAUCAGAAUCCUUACAACUGGAAGCCAGCUUACAAGAGCUUUAUCACAACCAUGCUUUGUCUCAUGACUCUUUUCAUCGGUCUUGCUACAACUGCAUACAGCUCUGGUAUCGGAAGCAUGGUCAAGGACCUGAACGCAUCGCAGGAGGUUGGCCAGCUUGGUCUGUUCACUUUCAACUUCGCUUGUGCUCUCGCUCCCAUGGUGCUCGCGCCAUUCUGUGAGCUUGUCGGCCGGAAAAUCGUCUACGCUGGCGCAUUCCUCUGUUUCACCCUCCUCUUCAUCGGUCUGGCUCUCGCCAAGGAUAUCGGUACUAUCAUCGGGCUCCGACUCCUGCUCGGUCUCUUCGGCUGUGUUGGAACCAUUCUCGUCGGUGGUACAUUCGAUGACAUGUACCUCCCUCACGAGCGUUCCCGACCCAUGGCACUAUUCUCAUGGAUUGCCAUCUUCGGUACCGUUGCUGCACCAAUCUACGCUGGCUUCAUCGACCAGGCCAUCGGUUGGCGCUGGAUUGAGGGUAUCCAGGGCCUGGCCAACGUGCCUCUCCUGAUCUGCAUCUUCAUCUUCUUCCCCGAGACCCGAGGCGGCGUCGAGCUGCACAAGCGAGCCGUCGCCCUGCGCAAGGCGACUGGGGACGAGCGUUACGUGGCUGAGGGCGACAUCUACACGCCCGAUAUCAAGUCCAUGCUGAAGGCCUCGUCCGUCAAGGCCAUCCACAUGCUUGUCACCGAGCCCGUGGUGUUCUCCUUCGGCCUCUGGAUCGCCUUUUGCUGGGGCGUGACCUUCAUGUUCCUGUCCGUCAUCCCCAUCACAUUCACUGAGAAGCGUGGCUGGUCCGAGGGUGUCAGCGGUCUGCCAUACAUUAGUCUCUGCAUUGGCACCACCCUGGCUUGGGGUGCCCACCACUUUCAGAUGCGCAAGUAUGACAAACUCAGCGCCGACCCCAAGGUCACGGUCACCCCCGAGGCCCGUCUCUACGGCGCAAUGUAUGGCGCCAUCUGGCUGCCAAUCGGUCUGUUCAUCUACAGUUUCACCCAAUAUGCCUCCCUCUCGUGGGUAGGCCCGGCCAUCGGCCUGGCACCCAUCGCCUUCGGUAUUUACUUCGUCUUCGAGUCGACGUAUAGUUACACUGCCGACUGCUACGGACCAAGUGCCUCCUCGGCUAUCGCUGGGCAAGGUCUGAUGCGCAACACUCUUGGCGCCGUCACCCCGCUGUUCUCGACGCAGUUCUUCCACAACGUCGGAUCACAGUAUGCUGGCCUGAUUCUGGCUCUGAUCUCAACUGGACUGAGUCUCAUCCCCUUCGUCAUGUUCAAGUUCGGUCCCAAGCUCAGGGCCAGGAGUAAGCUUGCUCUUGUCUAA
This is a messenger RNA of Diaporthe batatas, 1958 nucleotides long. RefSeq lists its product as uncharacterized. The record is from RefSeq and is a predicted model, not a curated record. Gene Ontology annotation, biological process: transmembrane transport. Gene Ontology annotation, molecular function: transmembrane transporter activity. The transcript has a single exon. Lineage: Eukaryota; Fungi; Ascomycota; Sordariomycetes; Diaporthales; Diaporthaceae. The coding region runs from base 90 to 1958 and encodes 622 amino acids.